UAAUAAUCCUCAUGGGAAACGCAAAAAGACCCUGUUCAUCGAUUAUCGAUAGUGAAAUUGAUAAAACACCGCUUUUAUCAACCGAACAACUUGAACAAAUUUCUCGCAAUGUUGUCCAACUGUUAACACCAAUAAUUGAGACUACAAUUAAAACAUUAUUCGAACAAUUUCAGCAAAACUUUAGCAAAAAACAACUGCCAUCCGAACCACAGCAAACAACAUUUCGAUGGGGUUGUCCCCCUAAUUUAAUGCCGCCGAAAAUAAGACAAGCAGCAUCCACAAUUGAACUGCUUCAACAACCAAAAUUUGAUGAAAAAUUAAAAGAGCUUUACGAAAAGAAGAGCUAUUAUGCGGUCAUUGAAAGAUUUCCAGAAAUGGAAAACGAAGAAGAAGACAUAAAAGCUAUAGAGAAAAAUGUCCAAGUAGUAGUAAACAACAAAAACUUUAAGGAUACCAAAAAUUUCGAAGUAAAAAGGCAUGGCAUCAAAAAACAGAACAACUACCACCGCAUUAUUAAAGUAAAAUUUUCAACCCCAUCAGCUGCACACUCGUUUAUCAGUCUCUAUAGAACAAUACAUCAACCGAAAUUGGGUGGACAUAGCCCUUUCGCAAGAAGGGACCUAACUCCACCGGAACUACAACUUCAAAAUUAUCUUAAACAGCAAGUCAAAGAAAUUAACGAGAAGCAUGGAAAUGGCACGGCUAGUUAUCGUAAUCUUAAAAUUUUUUAUAAAAAGCAAGUGAACAUGGACUAG
This is a messenger RNA of Meloidogyne enterolobii, 755 nucleotides long. The record is from the annotation of a GenBank genome assembly. Lineage: Eukaryota; Metazoa; Nematoda; Chromadorea; Rhabditida; Meloidogynidae.